AUGGGAAGUACGAAUGAUGUGCUACACGGCGACCGACUGAGUUCACCGGUCAAGCUUUCGCCAUCGAAAUUGAGUAUGAAUCAUGGUGCAUUUAUGGCGAACAUUCAAAACGGUCAUAGUCCUGUAAGAGACGCCAGUCCUGGAGCUUCGUCGAGUUCCAGAGUUAUAGAAGUACUACAUAAUCAGAUUGACAAUUUGACGAGAACAAAUCUGGAAUUGAUGGUCCAAUCGAACAAUUUGCUGUCCCGUUUGGAAACUGCGAACUCCACACACGGGAAGCAAUUGGAAUCUUAUUCGACGCUUAAAUACGAGAACGACAAUCUGAACCUAAUGCUGAGUCGGAAAGAAAGAAGGGUCCGAGAGCUGGAGGAACAAUCGUCUCGUCUUAAAAAUUCCUACGAAGAAGCAACCGUCAAUAACAAAACCAUGCACAGUCGGUUGCAAAAAUUCACACAGCGAGAAUCAGAGCGUGAGGAGCAGUUUCAGAUGGUUCAGGCUCAGUACGAUGCACUGCUAGAUGCCCAAGGUAGAUAUCGGGAGCAGUACUCUCGAGAAGUUCAAGAAUUACGCUCUCAAUUGCAAGACUACAAAGCAGAACAGGAAAAACAGGUUUCUGGCUCAUUGAAGGCUCUACUCGAUAACAACGCUGCUUUGCAAGGAAAAGUAGAUGAGUAUGCUGAAAAAUUUCAAAAACUGGCAGCAGCGCAAGAGGGUCAUGCAGAAGUUGUAGACCGUGAAUGCAAUUCCUUGCGAUCACAACUGGAUUCAGCCAAGUGGGAAAAUCUAUAUCAAGAAUCGUGCAAUGCGGUUCUUGAUUUUGCUUCACACACAGGUAGAGAGCUUUCAGCAUCAUUUUUAAGCCAGCACGGACGCGGCAGCAUAAAAUCAGAGGUCAAGUCCCCGCAAACAUUCCAAGAAGGCCAAAGAGCUUCUUUAAGUCCUAACUUAGGCUCAUCGUCCGGUUUUGUCAAUCCACAGCAAAUUCGGGUUCCCAAAACACGCAAUUCAUCUUCUGCUAAAAGAAGCAGUUUCUAUGGAACUAACGUUUCCAUACCAGCAUCCCCGGUGCCAGGGGUCAGACAGGCCUCAUCCUCACCGGCCACAGCCCCGUCUGGAACGCUUCCAGGCGUUAGGCGCUCGUCAUCUAUCAGAAGCUCAACACCGAACUCUAGAAGCUCAUCUGGUGAACAUCCAAGCUCCGAAAACAACACACAUGCUACGAAAACCCACACCAGAUCUCUGUCGAGUCAAGUAAGAAGAAAGAACUCUACAAGGUCCAGAGCUAAUGAGAAUGGUCCAAAUGGGGAGUAG
Messenger RNA from Lachancea sp. 'fantastica', 1311 nucleotides. NCBI's taxonomy places the organism in Eukaryota, Fungi, Ascomycota, Saccharomycetes, Saccharomycetales, Saccharomycetaceae. The record is from the annotation of a GenBank genome assembly.